Messenger RNA from Callorhinus ursinus (northern fur seal), 2352 nucleotides. It is a transcript of the gene ATE1, whose product is annotated as arginyltransferase 1. Gene Ontology annotation, cellular component: cytoplasm. Gene Ontology annotation, molecular function: arginyl-tRNA--protein transferase activity. The record is from RefSeq and is a predicted model, not a curated record. Gene Ontology annotation, biological process: protein arginylation. Lineage: Eukaryota; Metazoa; Chordata; Mammalia; Carnivora; Otariidae.
GACGGCGGCGGGGCUGGGCUGGGUCGCGUUGCGUUUGGAGGGCAGGGGCCAUGGCUUCCUGGGCUGCUCUUUCGCCCAGCAUCGUGGAGUAUUUCGAGGGCGAGGACUCCUACCGCUGCGGCUAUUGCAAGAAUGAGUCGGGCAGUCGCUCCAAUGGCAUGUGGGCACAUUCAAUGACAGUACAGGAUUAUCAGGAUCUUAUAGAUCGAGGAUGGCGAAGAAGCGGGAAAUAUGUGUACAAGCCUGUCAUGAAUCAAACAUGUUGCCCUCAGUACACGAUAAGGUGCCGACCUUUACAGUUUCAGCCGUCAAAAUCUCACAAGAAGGUUUUGAAAAAAAUGUUGAAAUUUCUGGCUAAAGGGGAAAUUUCCAAAGGAAAUUGUGAGGAUGAGCCCAUGGAGCCCACCAUGGAGGAGACUGUUGCAGGUGACUUUGCGUUAAUAAAUAAAUUGGAUAUACAGUGUGACCUUAAAACACUCAGUGAUGACCUCAAAGAGAGCUUUGAGAGUGAAGAAAAGAAGAAAGGAAAAAGCCCAAAGAAAGAAGAAUCUAAGGGAUUAAUUCAGUCACAACAUAUAGAGGAGAAGUUGGGCUCUGGUGAGCCAUCCCAUACAAUUAAAAUGCACAUGGCUCCUAAGCCAGGCAAAGGGGCAGAUUUGAGUAAGCCUCCGUGCCGGAAAGCAAAGGAAAUCCGGAAAGAAAGGAAAAGGUUAAAACUCAUGCAGCAGAACCCAGCUGGAGAACUUGAGGGUUUCCAGGCUCAUGGUGAACCACCAUCUUUGUUCCCACCAAAGGCUAAUAAAUCCAACCAGCCCAAAUCACUUGAAGAUUUAAUUUUUGAAUCUUUACCAGAGAAUGCAUCACACAAGUUAGAGGUGAGGGUGGUGAGGUCAUCUCCACCAAGUUCUCAGUUCAAAGCCACAUUUCAGGAGUCUUACCAGGUCUAUAAACGUUACCAGAUGGUUAUUCACAAGGAUCCACCUGAUAAACCAACUGUGAGCCAGGUGAGGUUAGUACCUGUCUCCUUUGAGGACCCAGAGUUCAAGUCGUCCUUCAGCCAGUCAUUUUCUUUAUAUGUCAAGUAUCAAAUGGCCAUCCACCAGGAUCCGCCUGAUGAAUGUGGGAAGACUGAGUUCACAAGGUUCCUUUGCAGCUCACCUCUGGAGGCUGAGAAUCCCCCUCAUGGACCAGAUUGUGGUUAUGGCUCCUUUCACCAGCAGUAUUGGCUUGAUGGAAGAAUCAUUGCUGUGGGGGUGAUUGACAUCCUUCCAUACUGUGUCUCGUCUGUAUAUUUGUACUAUGAUCCUGAUUAUUCAUUCCUGUCUUUGGGUGUCUACUCUGCAUUACGAGAAAUUGGUUUUACUAGGCAACUUCAUCAGAAAACAUCUCAACUCAGCUAUUAUUAUAUGGGUUUCUACAUUCAUUCAUGUCCCAAGAUGAAAUAUAAGGAUACCAUGGAAAAGCACUCUCUGGGGCUUCAGGCCCAGGCCUUAAGAGGACUGGCAGCUUUCCCUUCCUCUGUCUUCGGAGCCAGCCAUCAUCAUGUAAAAGGGCCAACUCCUGCUGGCGAGAGACACCACCUGGGAGGCCCGAGACCAUCUUGGAUGUUUCAGCUCUAGCCAAGCUUGCUGAAUGAAUACGGCUGCCUGAGUGAGCCUAAGAGAUACCGUCAGAAGAACCCCCUAACUGAGCCGUAGCCAACUCACAGAAUCAGGAGGAAUAAUAAAUUAUUGUGGUUUUCAGCCACUAAGAUUUGGAGUGGUUUGUUACUCAGCAACAGAUGACUAAAACACAUGGUAUAGGAUGGAGAUGACUAGAUAGAGAUGUAGAUGUCCAUGUAGAUAGAAAUCAUUCUCUGUGGAGCUGUGCAGACUCAGAAUUGACCCUUAAGUGAGCUGAACUGAUCUGAGAAGUUUCUGAUGGCUCAGUGUGAGAGAGUUUUGGCAAAGUCACUUAUUUUCCAUAUGCAGUCAUGCCUAGGGAUGUGCCCAGUUGGCUUAUGGGAAUUCAUCUUUGUAAGGCAUUUCACUUAAUACCCUGACUUGAGCCUACAAGGCAUUUCUUAACAUGAUGAUGAAUUUUGAUUUUGCUUGUCUUGCUAAUGGUAAUGAUGAGCACUGCAAGAUGAAGAUGGAAAUCACCAUGUGGCCAUCCUCAUAGUUACAUAGAUGGCACCUGUUGCCAUAGAUUCUCCUCGAUGGUUUACUAGUUUACAGCAGUUAUAUUGUUGUGCCUCAUAUUCCCUAAAACACAUUUUUAUUCUUUUGAUUUUGCUGGUGUGUGUGUAUGUGUAAAGGUUGAUUUCCAUAAACAUUCCUUAGUAAGAUGUGUUUUGUUUGUGCCUGUAGUCUU